Lathyrus oleraceus (garden pea) is the source of this 720-nucleotide messenger RNA. RefSeq lists its product as uncharacterized. The transcript has 2 exons. NCBI's taxonomy places the organism in Eukaryota, Viridiplantae, Streptophyta, Magnoliopsida, Fabales, Fabaceae. Bases 1 to 720 code for a protein of 239 amino acids. The record is from RefSeq and is a predicted model, not a curated record.
AUGACUGAGGCAGGGGAUUUGGCGAACAGUGAGAACCUAAGAAUGAAAUAUUUCCCCAGUUCUUUAACGAAGAAUGCCUCCACGUGGUUUACAACUUUGCCACCACAUUCCAUAGAUACUUGGCCUUAUUUUGAGAGAUUAUUUCAUGAACAAUUCUACAUGGGCCAAACUAAGAUAAGUCUUAAGGAAUUAGCCAGUAUUAAAAGAAAAUUCACUGAACCUAUAGAUGAUUAUCUGAAUAGGAACCCUAUCGAAACUGAAAAGAAUGAUAGAUUUCCUAAAAAGACUUACACAUUUGAUGUUACCAAAUAUGAUGAAAUCUUCGAUUUAUUAGUAAAAGAUGGCAAAAUGAUAGUACCUCCUAAUACCAAAAUUCCUUCGUUAGAACAACGGAAGAAAAGAGGCUUCUGUAAAUAUCCCAAUUUAUUAGGCCAUAAAACCUCACAAUGCUUUCUUUUCAGGGAUCUUAUUCAGAAUGCAAUUAAGGAUGGCCGCCUCAAGUUCACUAACAAGGGAAAAAACCAGAUGAAGAUUGACGUUGACCCCCUCAACAUUGCUGACACAAAUUAUGCUGAACCUGUCGAAAUCGACAUGAUUGACAUGGUGGAAGUGGAGGCUGUGAAGGAAACAGGAACUGAAGGUUAUGUGCUAGAUGGAAAGCAGGCUACUGAUGGCCUAAAUAAUGAUGUUCCCUUUGAAAUUUCUGUCAAAGGUGAAUAG